AUGGCCAAAACAGCAACAGAAAGCGAAACUGAAACCACAGUCAUUUCUAGAAUGAUGUCAAAUACUGAAGGCGCUGAGGAUUAUGUUGAGAAUUAUGUCAUAAAAGUGCAGGGAUUGCCCUUGUCCUGCUCUGCAGAUGAAGUGCAAAGAUUUUUCUGUGAAUGCAAAAUAUUAAAUGGAUAUUCAGGGAUCCAUUUUAUUUACACAAGACGAGGAAGACCAAAUGGGGAAGCAUUUGUUGAAUUGGAAACAGAAGAUGAUGUGAAAUUUGCAUUGAAAAAAGACAGAAAAACAAUGGGACACAGAUAUGUUGAAGUUUGCAGGUCAAACAAGUUUGAAAUGGAUUGGAAUCUAAAGCAAACCGGUUCUAACACUCCUGAUACUGCCAAUGAUGAGUUUGAUAAUUGUAGAGGACUUCUAUUUGGUUGUAGCAAGGAAGAAAUUAUUCGUUUUUUCUCAGAGAAGCAAUCCCGCAAUAAGGCCCUGAAGAAAGCAAACAAAGCCUUACUGGAAGAGAACAAUUAUUUGAAGCUACAGCUUGAGCUGCUUAUGGACAUGCUGAUGGAGACCAGAGCACAACUACACUCAGUAGAAAAAAAUAUUGACACUACUGCUUUGCAUUCAAAUGUGAAAGAGUCAAAUAUUAAGGUGCCGAUGCUUUGA
Thamnophis sirtalis is the source of this 663-nucleotide messenger RNA. RefSeq names its product heterogeneous nuclear ribonucleoprotein H-like. The record is from RefSeq and is a predicted model, not a curated record. Gene Ontology annotation, molecular function: RNA binding. NCBI's taxonomy places the organism in Eukaryota, Metazoa, Chordata, Lepidosauria, Squamata, Natricidae.